CUCCAAACAACCUGCGCCGAACCGGUCCGUCCACUUCGCCAAAAGCACGGGGCCUACAGUCCGAUCCGAUCCCCGAAGCUCCUCCAAACACACACCCAACAUGAAGAUCCGGAGGUUGUUCAAGUACCACAGUUUGAAGAAAAAGCCCAUCAGGCCGACAUGGAACAAAUAUAACCUGUACAACCUGGCUACGGCCGGGAGAGAACCCAGAAUCAGCGGCAAGACAUUCUUCCAGCAGAAAUGGCUCGCCAAGUCCUUGACACGAGCAUACCACGGCGAGCACAUCAAGGAACGCAAAUGGGCGCGCAUGUUUAGCCGUCGCCUACCGGCCGUCGUCAACAUGGACCCGGCAUACAUGGCCAAAUAUAACGGCAGCGAACAAGCCGCCGGCCGCGGUUCCGGCCUCUCAGAGCCCCCAGCCUACGAGAAGACCGCCGACGAGAAACCUGCCAAGCAAGUCAUCGCCAACCCGGGCAGGAAGGUUCCCACGCCGUACGAGCAAAUGACCUUUGCGCCUCUCGAGAGACGCCUCGAUAUCGCCAUAUUCAGAGCCCUCUUUGCCAGCAGUGCGAGACAGGCCCGCCAGAUGGUUGUGCACGGUGCCGUCACCGUCAACGGCAAGAAGAUGAAACACCCCGGCUACCUCCUGAACCCUGGCGAUCUCUUCCAAGUCGACGUCGAGCGCGUCCUCUACGCGACCGGUGCGCCCAAGGACAAGAAGCUCCUCGCCGCGGCUAUGAAGGCCGCCAAGAAGGAACUUGCGGAGGAAGCACAGGAAGCCGCCGAAGAGAAGGAUGCGGAGGCUGAGGAGGCCGAGGAAGGAGAGGCACAAGAAGCAACCUCCAAGUCCGGCAAGACGGAGAAGCAAGUCGACACCUCCAAGUUCGACGAGGCCUGGAACCGCAAGUACGAACUCCUGCAGCUCCAACGUCUGCUGCAGUACGCCAAGCACAUCGCCGACUCGCCGUCUCACCAGCUCUCCGCGACGCGCAAGCAAGCCUUGCGCGCUUUGAAGCGCGACAUCAAGGCCGCCAUCAAGCAAGCGCAGCGGCGCGACGGGUCCGUUUCGCCAACCGGUAACGUGGUGGACGACCUGACGAUGCUUCUCGAGCGCCUUGCGGUCUCCCCUUCCAAGGCCAUCCAGCAGGAGGAGGCGGCCAAGGAGCUGAGCAAGAAGCUUGACAAGCAGUCGCGCCAGGUGCUCAAGAAGGUGAUCGAGUACAACGACGAGCACGAGGACAACGAGAUCGACCCAAGCAAGCCGUACAUGACCCCCUGGAGGCCGCGCAACUACAUGUCCGCCUUCGCGUUCAUCCCCCGCUACCUCGAGGUCAACCAGAACAUUUGCGCGGCCGUCUACCUCCGCCACCCCGUGGCGCGCCCGGGCGAGUCCGAAGUACCGUCGCCGUUCUCCCCUACUAUCAACCAACUCGCGUUCAACUGGUACUUGCGGAGAGGUUAAAGGAGGUCGGUCCAGUUAGGAGCGAGGGAAUGAGAAGGGGAGAUGGGGGGAAGAACGGAAGCCACUCUCUACCGUCUCAGAGCGGCAGAAUUUGGCAAUGGACGAUGGAAGUCGCCCGCACCCAGUUCUUUGCAUGUCGCGGGUACGCUCUAUUGUGCUUGUUGCAUCUUCAAGGCAACCUCGGAUGAUGGGAUACUCUGCACCUGUUGCGGCUUCAGUUGGACCAUGCGUUGGAAA
This is a messenger RNA of Neurospora hispaniola, 1699 nucleotides long. RefSeq lists its product as uncharacterized. The coding region runs from base 101 to 1462 and encodes 453 amino acids. The record is from RefSeq and is a predicted model, not a curated record. Gene Ontology annotation, biological process: ribosomal small subunit biogenesis. The transcript has 3 exons. Gene Ontology annotation, molecular function: structural constituent of ribosome; rRNA binding. Gene Ontology annotation, cellular component: mitochondrial small ribosomal subunit. Lineage: Eukaryota; Fungi; Ascomycota; Sordariomycetes; Sordariales; Sordariaceae.